CACCAUUUCCCUCACAUCAUUUGAUUGAGAAGGUUAAGCUGAAAAAAAAUUAAUAGAUUAUAUUAGAGCAAUAAAAUUUAUGGGCUUCGAAAAAUUUCUUGUUAAUUUAUUUGAGGAAAAGUGAAGAAACGCAACGUGGCAAAAUCCGAUUUUUUGUUUUUUUAAAGAGACGCCAAAAGUCUCACAACUACGGGCAGAAGCCUCAUCUGUUUUACUAGCGCCAUUUUUGAUAAUAUUAACAUUUUAACAAAAUAAGUUAAUCAUCAAACAAGAAUAGUCAGAAAGUAAUGUUAAUAAUAAUUUUGUUUAUUAUCAAAUAUUUAUUUUGAAAGAAUAAGAAGAUAAAUUCAAUGUGAAUUAACAAAUAUAAUUUUGUCCGCGGCGCCAUCUAUGAGUCACAGUUAACACUUGCCGAUGACGCUCCUUCAAAAACAACAUCAGCCCGCCUGUUGCUUCUCGCUGAAAAAGUUUCUUUUCACAAUAUCCUUGUUUCUUGUUUUUUACUGAAAAAAGAAUCACAUGCUGUUAUCGUGGUGAAUUUUUCAGGAUUCUUAAUCUGCUGUUAAACUUCCAAAAAAGUCCAUGGAUCACGUCUUGUGAGGUAACUUUCCCCAACAACCGGUUACGUUCAGAGGCUUGUUGGUUAUUGUUACCUAAGUUCGUGUGAAUAUUUAACCAUAUUCAUUGAAUCCUUCUUAGUGCAACAAUACCAAAUAAGGACAAAGUGAAGCGUCUAACCCAAUGUCCAAGCAGGUGCAAUUUGAUGAAGUUCUAAACUUGCCUCCUCCCCCAAUUACAUCGAAAAGCAAUUUUUUAUCCUCAGACAAAUGGACUCGAAAUUUGUAACUCCGAGGCCUGUCCCCCAGUUCAAUCUCAUAAAUACAUUUUCCACAAAAAAGGAAAGGACACUACCUGGCCAUAAAAAACGGGCACCACCAACACCUACGCCGAUUAUUUCGGCCUAUUAUAGUUGCCCUGGCCCCCAAAAAGCUCACACAAUCUCGUUCAAGUCAAAAUCGGAUUCUGCGCUGAUUAGUAGCCCACAUUACAAUCUGUCGAAGGAAGACACGUUCUUUCGCCAAUGUUUUGAAAUCGAGGCCAACAUCGGCUCUGGAUCUUUCGGCGACGUGUUUCGUGUUCGCAGCAAAGAAGAUGGUCGAAUGUACGCCGUCAAGCGAUCACGAGUGCCGUUUCGCGGGACUACAGAUCGUAAAGAGAAGCUGGAGGAAGUUCGAAAAAUGGAGUCCCUCCCUCACCACCCCAAUUGCGUUCGUUUUUAUCAGGCGUGGGAGGAGAACCAAUUUCUCUAUAUUCAGCUUGAGCUUUGUCAGUCCAGUCUGAGUGAGAUUUCUGAAGAGCAGCAUGAGCUACCAGAGCACCUUAUCUGGGACUACAUGAUUGACUUGCUCUUGGCAAUUCAACAUUUGCAUGACAAUGACUUAAUUCACAUGGAUGUUAAACCUGAGAAUAUUUUAUUAUCAAUGGAAGGUGUUUGUAAGCUCGGGGAUUUUGGGCUCGUUGUUAACCUCAAAGAAAAUCUGUUUGACGCCACCGAGGGAGAUUCAAAGUACUUGGCUCCCGAAGUCCUGGGAGGAAUUUUCUCUAAAAAAGCAGACAUUUUCAGCCUGGGAAUUACGCUGCUCGAACUGGCCUGUGAUCUUGACCUGCCGGCCAACGGCACUUUGUGGCACGAACUGAGACAUGGUUCUCUUCCUCCCACCAUCACCAGACCAGACUUAUCCAAAGAUCUGAGUGCCGUGAUGGAAAUGAUGAUGAAUCCAGACGCUUCUAACCGUCCGUCAGCCUCUCAACUUCUGGAGCAUCCUUUGCUGCGUUCCAGAAGGCGAUGGAGGUGCCUUAAACUGGGCUGGCAAAACGCCCGCCUUUCAUUCCGCGCCAAUUUGGUUGAGCUAUUCUUCCGAUUAUUCCAGCUCUUUUUGCUCAUCUUCUUGCCCAUACGCGCUCUGGCGCGUAAAUGGCGCAAACCGGACUUUGGCUCGAAGCCGUCCACGCCUGUCACACACCGGCCACAACCCUGCAACUUCGCCAACGACUUUUCGUUCUCUGACGAUGAAGUGAGUGAUUUAUCUUCUGCAGUAAUUAGUGGAAAUGACAGCACUCUUGGGCGUCCUCUUAAUGACAGUUCACCUUUGCCACAAAACAAUAGCAUCGAACAUAGGGCUGAUGAGCAACCAGUAAGUUCUACACCUUUGGUGUUGCGUGGCGGUCGUUCUUCACGCCAUUCUUCUCUAAGAAGAUCCAUCUUCAGUCGUCCGACUGAUCACGACUCGGCUGAUGAUCCGCCUUCUAAUAAUAUGUCCUAUGUCACACCCAACAAACCGAUUCCACGGAAGUUGAACGAUUACUUUGACGCAAUCGCAUCGGAUUCGGAUUGAUUCACAUGCUAGUGAAGGAAACAAAUUUGGUGUGGGAAAAUAAUCGUAAACAAAUAUAUACAUUUCUAGCGUUUAGUAAUCUAGUCGCUCGUGUGUUUCGCCCGUUCCUUGCUAUUUAUAAUCGCCCAAUGGUUCAUCAUAUUUUUUUAAUAUGUUAACUUAGACUUUAUAAUAAUCAGUGCUUCAUUGUAAGAAAAAAGUGAACGAAAAAUCAUCAACAUUACCGGAAGUUUGCAAAUACACGUUUUUAAACCGUUA
Molecule: messenger RNA, 2654 nt
Organism: Daphnia pulex (common water flea)
Lineage: Eukaryota; Metazoa; Arthropoda; Branchiopoda; Diplostraca; Daphniidae
Product: membrane-associated tyrosine- and threonine-specific cdc2-inhibitory kinase-like
Exons: 9
Coding region: 828-2396 (522 amino acids)
Biological process (GO): protein phosphorylation
Molecular function (GO): ATP binding; protein kinase activity
Source: RefSeq, a predicted model, not a curated record